Molecule: messenger RNA, 1275 nt
Organism: Penicillium waksmanii
Lineage: Eukaryota; Fungi; Ascomycota; Eurotiomycetes; Eurotiales; Aspergillaceae
Product: transcription factor SPN1
Exons: 3
Coding region: 1-1275 (424 amino acids)
Biological process (GO): poly(A)+ mRNA export from nucleus
Cellular component (GO): nucleus
Source: RefSeq, a predicted model, not a curated record
AUGUCUGCCUCCCCAGAACACGCCGUUGGCUCCCCAGCAGCAUCCCCCGACCGCGCCGAGGAAAAUGUCGCGACCCCGAAUGCCGGUGGUGACAACCAAGAGAAAGGCGAAGCUAGUGGAGAUGACGACGAUAACGAGGGUGGAAUUUCAGACGACGAGUCGAUUCUUUCAGAAGUCGAUGAGGUCCAAUUCGAGAACUUCGACCCAGAGAAUGUCGACGUCGAGGACCGUCCGCAGCUCGCGAUCGAUGAGGACAACCUGAAACUAAUUGGUCGCCACAAGCGCAAGCGCGAGGAGGGUGAGAGUCGCCCACGUCGCAAGGAAAAUCGCCGAGAGAAGAAGCGUCGCGGACAGGAUGAAGAGGAUGGCGACGAGGGGUCAUCUCGUCGCAAGGAAAAGAAGAAGAAGGAGAAGAAGCCGGCGGAGCCAGAUACCGAUGAAGAGACACUGGAUCCUGAAACCCGACGUCGCAGGGCUCUUGAUCGUGCCAUGGACGAGGCCAUGAAGAAACCUACCAAGCGGAGAGCUCGCAAGCAGGAUGGAAUUGAUCUGGAAGCCAUGGCCGACGCCGAGAUCGAACACAUGCGGAAGCGCAUGACCCACGCUGCGCAGAUGGACGCUAUUGAUCGCCAAGAGGGCAAGCCCGCCAUGCACAAGCUGAAGCUUCUUCCCGAAGUCAUUUUGCUUCUCAACCGCAACCAAUAUACUAACAGCUUGGUCGACCCCGAAAUCAACCUGCUCGAGGCCGUCCGAUUCUUCCUCGAACCUCUCGAUGAUGGCUCCAUGCCUGCCUACAACAUCCAGCGCGAUUUGCUUAUCGCUAUGGCCAAGCUCCCUAUUCAAAAAGAUGCUUUGAUUGCCAGCGGGAUAGGAAAGGUGGUUGUUUUCUACACCAAGAGCAAGCGCAUUGAGCGGCCAAUCAAAGACAUGGCCGAGAAGCUGCUCGCUGAAUGGACUCGUCCCAUCUUGCAGCGCAGCGAUGAUUACUCGAAGCGUGUCUUCCGGGAAGCCGUUUUCGAUCCCACAAAAAUGACCAAGGCUGUCCAGCCCAGCGCCGCGGCUGUUGCUGCGGAAGCGCGCGCUCGUGAAAUGCUUCCACCUCGCUUGGCCAACCGUGCUCGUGUUGAUCGUACCCAAGUCAGCUACGAGGUUGUUCCUCGCCAGAUCGGUGUCCAAGAGAGUCGAUUCGCGCGACCCUUGGGAGCCAGUGGUGAGGAUCGUUUCCGCAAGAUGCAAGCCAGGCAAAAUGCCGCACGGAAGGCAUCCCGUCAGUGA